This is a messenger RNA of Lasiosphaeria miniovina, 1899 nucleotides long. RefSeq names its product Alpha/Beta hydrolase protein. The coding region runs from base 1 to 1899 and encodes 632 amino acids. The transcript is spliced from 4 exons. Gene Ontology annotation, biological process: proteolysis. Gene Ontology annotation, cellular component: fungal-type vacuole. Lineage: Eukaryota; Fungi; Ascomycota; Sordariomycetes; Sordariales; Lasiosphaeriaceae. Gene Ontology annotation, molecular function: serine-type carboxypeptidase activity. The record is from RefSeq and is a predicted model, not a curated record.
AUGAUUACCGACAUCAUCGCCAUAGCCUGCCUGCUGGGCCAAGCGGCAGCCCAGUUCCCUCCUCGGCCCGAGGGGGUCACCGUCUUGCGCUCGAAAUUCCAUGAAAAUGUCUCUAUCUCCUACAAAGAGCCCGGCAUCUGCGAGACCACCCCCGGCGUCAAGUCGUACUCCGGCUACGUCCACCUCCCGCCGCGCUUCCUCGACGACGGCAACGGCGAGGUUCAGGACUACCCCAUCAACACCUUCUUCUGGUUCUUCGAAGCCCGCAAGAACGCCGCCACGGCCCCGCUCGCCAUCUGGCUCAAUGGCGGUCCCGGCGGCUCCUCCAUGAUGGGCCUGUUGGAGGAGAACGGCCCGUGUUUCGUCGCGAACGACUCCAGGGCCACCUACCUCAACCCAUGGAGCUGGAACAACGAGGUCAACAUGCUCUAUAUCGACCAGCCGAACCAGGUCGGCUUCUCCUACGACGUGCCCACCAACGUCAGUCUGCAUCCGGCCGAAAACGGAUUCGGCUAUCAUGCCGUGCCUGCCAACUUCACCGACGGGCUCCCGGAGCUGAACUACACGAGCUUCGUGGGCACCGUGAGCAGCCAGAAGCUGCUGCAGACGGCCAACACCACCGCCCAGGCGGCCCACGCGCUGUGGCACUUUGCCCAGACGUGGUUCUUUGAGUUUCCGCACUACAAGCCGUCCGACAACCGCAUCAGCCUGUGGUGCGAGAGCUACGGAGGCCACUACGGGCCGGGCAUCAUGCGCUUCUUCCAGGAACAGAACGACAAGAUCGAGAAGGGAACCUCGAAGGAGAAGGGGGCACACCCGCUCCACCUCGACACGCUGGGCAUAGUGAACGGCUGGGUCGACCCUCUGAUCCAGGGCGAGUGGAAUUACCAUUACGGCUACAACAACACAUACGACAUCCAGCUCUGGAACCAGUCCACCUACAAGGCGCUGCUCCACAACUGGACCAAGCCCGACGGGUGCCGAGACCAGCUCCAGCGGUGCCAGGACGGCCUCGAACGCCAUGACGCCCGCGCAACAAGCUCAAACCCAGACACCACCGCCGCCUGCGUCUACUUUGAGAAGAACUGCGAAGAGUCGCCCGAGCUCAGCUACAACGGCUCCCUCCGCAACUACUACGACAUCGGCCACCAGGCCGAGGACCCUUCGCCAGCGCCAUACAUGUUCGGGUACCUGACAGAAGCAGCAACACUAAGCGCGCUCGGCGUGCCCGUCAACUUCUCGUGGAUCGGGUGGGCGGUCAACGACGCCUUCGUGGGCGCGCGCGACCACCUGCGCGGCGCGGGCUUCGUCGAGAGCAUCGGGCUGCUGCUCGACCACGGCGUCAAGGUGCACAUGGUGUACGGCGACCGCGACUUCUCGUGCAACUGGAUGGGCGGCGAGGCGGUCAGCGCGGCCGUGCCGUGGCGCAACAGCACCAGGUUCGCCGCCGCCGGAUACGUGCCGCUGCUGCUGGCGUCGGAAGUCGCCAAGGAGCGGCCCCGCUUCAUGGCCGGCAUGACGCGCCAGGUCGCCAACUUCAGCUUCUCGCGCGUCUUCCAGGCCGGCCACGAGGUGCCUGCGUACCAGCCCGCCGCCGCCUAUGAUGUGUUUAUGCGCGCUACUUUUAAUCGUGACAUCGCUACGGGGCUGACGCCUGUUACGGAUUCGCUAGCGACGGUCGGCCUGGGCGAUACCCGCGGCAUCAGGAGCUGGCAGCCCCCGCUGCCUGCCCCACAGUGCUAUGUUCUCAAGGCCCGCAGCUGUCUGCCCGACGUCUGGGCGCGUGUCGUCAACGGCACUGCCGUAGUCAAGGACUGGAUCGUUGUUGGAGCGACUGGAGACGAGUCGUUACUCUCCGCGCAUGAGGGAGGGGAUGGGGAUUAUGUCGAGGACCUGUGA